GUGAUCUUUGAGGACAUGGUGGUGGAUCAGCAGCCAGUCAAGACAGCAGGAAUAACAACACAGAAGAGAUCGUGAAUCACAAGAAUCGGUAGUUAAGGGCAAUAAAUAUAUGCUGCUAAAUACGCGACUUGACUCCGGAUCCUCUGCUCGACCAGGAAAGAGAGAACGCAAAUCCAAACCGGACCUAUGUGACUUGUUUUGGGGAGAAGAAGAUCUGAGGUGGAGCUCUGCUGGAGCCGCAGUGCCUUUAGCUAGCCGGCUAACAUGUAGCUUUAAUACCUGGAUUUUUGCACCAUAAAUCGGAUUUAUCGAGCUGGAAUUUACCCGGACUGCUAUCACAUCUACCACCAUAACACCCUACUAUUGGCAUGUAGUUGAAAGAUUGCUCAAGCCUUUAAUUUUUGCAGACUUAGCUUGCUAGUUAGCUAGCUCCGAGGAAGGACCAACUCGUCGGUACAGCUGAAGGCCGCAUAAAACGCUCUUCGAGACGGCGUGAGCACCAGCGCGAUGCCGCGGCUUCACGUCGGCCUGCGGAUGAUAACAUUCGUAAGCUAACGCUAGCUUUGUAUAACAGGCCGCCUCAGGUAGUCGGUAUAAUCUAUUGAGUCUGCUAAUUAGGCAAAUCACACCUCUAAGCACCUUUUAUAUUUUUUGUAAUUAUGUCACGUUAUUUUAAGCCCAGGGAUCGAACUAGCUAAAGCCGGGUAACCUGCAAAUUUGUUUACAGUGUGUUAGCAUGUAUAUGUGUGCCAGGUACAGUGGAGGGCAAGGAAAUACAUUUUAAAUCAACUUUAGGUACAGGUUUUUUUGCAAUUAUUAGCCACGGCAAUGUAGAUAAGAUGACUUUAGAAGUUGACGUGAUCUAUAGUGAAGGUAAAUGACUGAAACGAGUCUUCAUGGUAGUUUAGCUAAUCUUAGGUUAGUUGGCACAUCUGUUAAAGCCACACAUGUAAACAAGAGCCAUUUAUGUCUUAGUUUGUGUUUCUUUUUAUGCAAGCUGUCACUAAAUACUCAAUUCGUUAAGACACUAAAAUAAUUGUUUUGUUUUGCUUUGGAGCACAUCGAGGCAUAUCAGCCAUUCAUUCAUUCAUGAUUGAUGACCUUUGAGGAAGCAGACUGUCUUUAUUUCCCCCCCACUACAGCUCAACCACUGCAUCCAGUUGGGCUAUCACUAACAGUCUGUGCUGGAGUAUUUAUGUCAAACCACUAAUGUGACCAGGUAAAGGAGGACAUGGAGGACUUUUUUCUAUUUUGAAUGUUAGUUUUAGCAGCACUUUUCUUCGUUAUCCUACUGACACCUCACUGGAAACACCUUGGUGUUGGACUGGGAACAUGAGGAGCACGCUGUUUGAUCAGACCAGCUUCCACGUAUCUUGAAGAUCUGAUCAGAGAGCGCAAACAGAGAGCCCCGAUUGUGUGGACCCGAGACCCGAGUAGGAACGAGAUGGGGAUGGUGAUAAAAGAGGCGCAGUGACGGUGCCGAUCCCCACAGCAGGAAGCAGAGGAGUGAGACAAGGCUACAGACAUGAGUCUACGCCAACCCACCUCCACCUUGGACAGCCCCUUUGCUGCUUGGCUCAGCAGUCUAACCAUUGGGGACUCGGAACGCAAAUCUUCGACCACCCAGCAGAGGGAGCCACUGGCCGACAUCUCUUUAGAGAGCGCGGGUACUGGUCUCGUGCAGAGAUGUGUGGUCGUACAGAAGGACCAGCUCGGUUUUGGCUUUACAGUGUGUGGAGAGAGAGUCAAGCUGGUGCAGAAUGUGCGACCAGGUGGUGCAGCAGUCAAGGCCGGAGUCCAAGAAGGAGACCGCAUCAUAAAGGUGAAUGGCUUGUUGGUGUCCUCCAUGUCCCAUCAGGAGGUGGUAAAGCUGAUCAAAUCUGGACCGUACGUAGCUCUGACACUACAGGGACCUCCCCCACUAGCUGCUACCUUGCCCUUAGAGCCCCUCCCUUCUGACCUCACACCCAAUCAAAGAACCUCUCUUGGUGGGGAGGCUCCGCCUCCUCCAUCACCACCUCUGCCCUCUGGACUGAGCAGCAACUCUUCCCAAAGAAUCACAGGACCCAAACCACUACAGGACCCAGAAGUACAAAAACAUGCCACUCAGAUACUCAGGAAAAUGCUGGAGCAGGAAGAAGCUGAACUGCAGGACCUGAUGGAGGAGCACUUGAGGAACCCUUCGCCGUCGCUGGAGGAGCGGAUUGAAAGUGCCAAGAGGAGGGCGCGCCAAGUCAGGGUGAAGAUUCAGCAAGAUGUGGAGGGAACACGAUCCGAGUCUGUCACGAGCUACGUCAAAGCAGGGGAAGGUCGACUGUCGGUGGACUCGGGCGAAGGCGACAUCGAGGCCUUUGAGAGUCCCCACUCCUCCCCCUCAUCUUCCUUCAGGACCCCCCUUCACCGACGGCAGAGCUCCGACACACACACCCUCUCUGAUUCGGGCGGCAAAGCCCAGAUCAUCGGCCCCGAGGAGGAAUAUGAAGAUGACGGCUACGCAUUCAAUGAAAUGGACGGGCCAUUCCAGGACAUCGAGUUGUUGAAAUCGCGACCAGCGCACAUGACGGUUUUCAUGAGAUACAUCUUCACUCAACUCCUGGACCCCAACCCUCUGCUGUUUUACUUGUCUGUGGAGGCGUAUCUGGGCUCCAGUUCGAAAGACGCCCGAGCUCUUGCACCGCAGAUCUGCUCCCAUUUUCUGGACCCAGACGCUCCCCUGAAAAUCAAAGUACGAGAGGAUUAUCUCGCAGAUAUCGAGAGUCGAUUACACGUCCAGGAGGACAUCAGAGGACCCCUGUCUGAGCUGCAGCAGCAGGUCCUACCGGACAUCCAGGACCAGAUACAGGACUACAGGAGCAAGCAGAUGAUGGGUCUGGGCUCGUUGUUCGGAGAAGGAGACCUGCAGCACCUGGACGGAGACCCGGUGAAGGAGAGACAGGUGGUGGACAAACAGGUCACCGCCCUCUGGGAGAUACUAUCAAAGCACGAAGAAGACCGAAGUUCUCCUCUGGCAUCGGCGGUCCUCCUCUACCUGCGUCACUCUGGCAUCAAACUAAGAGACUCCAAGGUUUUCCCCGGUCUGAGCACAGAGAAGGAGAAGUGGCUCGCUUUCUUAAAGACAAAAAAGCUGACUGGCACCAAGAAAGAGAAAGAUGGAGAGGAUAAGAAGAGAAAUCCCAUCUUGAAAUACAUCGGCAAACCCCGGAGCACAUCACAGUCCACAUUCCAUGUCCCGUUGUCACCCAACGAAGUCCGUCCCGGCAGUGUGAGGAACAUCAUUCAGCAGUUUGAGAAUCACACGGAGACGGGAGAGGAGGGAGACGACGCUGCCGACCCUCAGAGGCUCUCCACCAGCAGCCUGGGAGAAGACAGCAUGGAGAGCAGCCCGACGGUCUCGGUGCGUCUGGCACGCAGCGAGUCGCUGAAGGCGCAGGGGGAGGGGCGCCGGCGGGGCGCCGCCUCGGGAACGGAGUCCGUGCCCCGCUCGCGCAGCGACGUGGACAUGGAGGACUGCGGGGACGAGAGGGAGGGGCCGGGUCUCAGGCCGCUGCAGCACAGCGCUUCGUCGUCGGCGUCCAGCAGCUCUGCGCGGUCUCUAGAGAACCCUACACCCCCAUACACCCCGCGGUCUCGACGCAGGAGCGUGGACUCUCCGCUGGCCCUGCUGCCGGACGCCGCGGCGCUAGAAGAGGAGGUGUGUGACGCGCAGAACUGGCAGGACACGGUGUCUCCUCAGCUCCUGGCCACGCUCAGCCCCAGAGAAGUGGACAGACAGGCCGUUAUAUACGAGCUCUUCACCACGGAAGUGUCCCACCUGAGGACCUUGCGCGUCCUUGACCAGGUCUUCUUCCAGAAGAUGAGGUCGGUCCUGAACUCCGAUGAGCUGGCGUGCAUCUUUCCGAACCUGCCGCAGGUCUACGAGCUCCACGCAAGUCUGUGCGAGGCGAUGAAGAAGCGAAGAGAAACUGCCGUCGUUCAGGACAUCGGGGACGUCAUGUUGGCCAGGUUUGAAGGCGCCGCCGGAGAAGAGUUUCAGGAGCAGGCGUCCCAGCUGUGCAGUCAGCAGUCUCAGGCUCUGGAGCUCAUCAAGAACAAGAAGCGCAAAGACUCUCGCUUCACCCAGGUCAUCCAGGAGUGUGAGUCGAGUCGACACUGUCGCAGGCUGCAGCUCAAAGACAUGCUGGUGUCGGAGAUGCAGAGACUCACGAAAUAUCCUCUGCUGCUGGACAACAUCAUCAAACACACAGAAGCGGCUUCGUCGGACCUUCCCUCGCUGCAGCGCGCCCAGACUUGUUGCCGAGGGAUACUGCAGGUUGUCAACGAGGUCGUCGGGGAAACGGAACAGCGGCAGCGCCUCAGCCAAUAUCAGCGCAGGCUGGAUGCGGCCCCUCAAUUCAAGAGUUUGGACCUGAACUCAAAGAGACUGAUCCAUGAAGGUCCUCUCACCUGGAAAGUGAGCAAAGAUAAACAGAUAGAGAUCCAAGCGCUGCUGCUGUCCGACUGCCUCGUCCUCCUUCAGAGAGGCCCCGACGACCGGCUGCAGCUGCGGUAUCCAUCCCGCUGGCUGGGAGGAGGCGGGGGAGGAGGCGGGGACAGCAAGACCUCCUUCAGCCCGGUGGUGAAGUUGGACUCGCUGCUGGUCCGCUCGGUAGCCACAGACAACAAAGCCCUGUACAUCAUCAGCACCGCAGAGAGGCAGAUCUAUGAGCUGGUGGCUGGGACGGCGUCAGAGAAAAACACGUGGAAGGAAUUACUCGAAAAGACUGUCUCGUCUGCGGAUGGCUCGUCACCUCUGAUCAAUCAUGGAUCCAUACCAAUACCUUCCCCCAGUAUACGCAGUGCAUCGCCAGUCUCAGCGGGCAGCAACGCCUACGCAGAGAGCUCAAUGACGGAGCACUCACAUUCCAUGGAGACUCAUUCCUCCAACAACGACGUGGGGCUCUCCGACGACGCCUCCAUGGACCAAUCGGGAGCCUUCAUCUGCGGAGAAAGGCCGGCAGCGUGUGUAGCAGAGGCUGCUUUGCAGGACGUGGAAACGCUGCGGCGGCUCAUACUGCGAGACCUGGAAGACGACGGUUGGAGCCACGACUCGGACGACACGCCCACCAACGAGACGGCCAACGAGGGCGAGAGACAGCGACCCGGGUCUUCGGAGACGGUCCUCGGCUGCGACGGCGCCGACGUCUUGGAGGCAGAGGAGGCACCAGAAGAGGCUCCGCCCCCGCACCGCAAGCAGCCCAUCGUUCAGGUCGUGAGGAAAGCUGUGGUUGCGGGUCCUACUCCUCCUCCUCCUCCUCCUUCUUCUUCUUCUGUCCCUGACGGCAUCACUGAUGAUGUCACCCUCCCCUCCGACCAGUCGUCCAAGCCGAGAGGCGGGGCCACUACGCAGGGCAACAUGUUCUACUUGGUGAUGCCGACAGAGCAGGGUGAAAGCGUCACCGAUGACCUCAGCGUUCCACCCGCGCCCACCGCCGCUAACUCCCCUCGGCCUGUGGAGGGAGCGACGUCGCCGGUCUGUGGUCCACCGGAGCGCGACCGAUCGGAGGCUAAGCAACUGGAGCAGGAAGAAGAAGAAACAGGUCGAUUUCUGACUGGGAACCAGAGUCACAUGAUCAAGAACGUGGACGAGAUUUUCCACACGAUUGAGGGGUUGAUGAGCAAGUUGCGUCAGCUGAAGGAAAUAGAGAAGGCUCAUCACAAGCUCUUGAAAACCCUCACCGAGCCGUCUGUCAAUCAGGAAUCAGGGGACCAACAGUGUCACUCGGCAACCGUCUCCAGGACGCCAUCUCUGGAUCGUGGCUCAGGCGAUGGAAAAGAAGGAAGUCCGGCAGAACCCAGGAUUCAGUCGACAGGAUUCUGAUGGAUUCUUAUGUGGAGUGGAUUAACUCGCAGACGGACAUAUCUACAUAUGCAACUACUGUCAGACUUGGCCACUGUAGCUCCGCCUCCCUUUGCCCCCUUGUCCCUGCAUGCGCCGACCAGUGAAGCGGAACCUUUGCGGAACGACUGUAGCCGUUUUUCUUUCCAUUUUUGUUUCCCACCGCUCACCAACAAUCUGGUCAGACUCAUUUAAGGGGCGUCGACGCAAAACUACGCAAUGCAAACGUCUACCGCAGCAAGAGGGAGUCGAGGGGGAUGUGAAGGAUGAAGGAACAAAAAAAAAGGGCAGAAGACAAGUUGAGGAAAGCGAAGCGAUGGAGGAACUGAAAGUAAGAGGGAGGGAAAAAAAUGACCAAGUUGGAUAUUUGUGAAGGAAAGACAGACGUGUAGAGAAGCAGGGACGUGUUGAAAAUGUUAA
Solea senegalensis (Senegalese sole) is the source of this 6295-nucleotide messenger RNA. It is a transcript of the gene arhgef11, whose product is annotated as Rho guanine nucleotide exchange factor (GEF) 11. The transcript is spliced from 42 exons. The record is from RefSeq and is a predicted model, not a curated record. Gene Ontology annotation, molecular function: guanyl-nucleotide exchange factor activity; G protein-coupled receptor binding. Gene Ontology annotation, biological process: G protein-coupled receptor signaling pathway; intracellular signal transduction. Lineage: Eukaryota; Metazoa; Chordata; Actinopteri; Pleuronectiformes; Soleidae. Gene Ontology annotation, cellular component: cytoplasm. Bases 1526 to 5857 code for a protein of 1443 amino acids.